GUUGUUUUAUAAACAUAUUGGUUUUAUGGCAACCGAGAAGUAAAAUAGUGCUAAAAAAUGUGUGACUGAUGAAAUUAUACAACCCAACUUGCCAAAGACUCGAAAUUUGUAAUUUCACACAUUCAUAAAAUUACAUAGAAGUGUUUUGUGAAGGAUGCGUCUGAAGCAAAGAAGCAAUUUUGCCAAGGUUGCUAUGAAGACUAAUCAACAGAGAAUUUCACCUUGGAUGCGCAGAUUUUAAAUAUUUAUCGCGUGGAAUUUUUGAAAAUAGCGCCCCCUAUCUAUAUAAUUAAUAACCUGCGGCAAAGUGUGUGCCCAUGUUGUAUUCAAAAACACGUGAAGAACUUGAACAAUAUUAUUCUCUAAAUCUUGUUUAAUUUACGCCACAUUACGAAACAUCCUUCAAUGCUCAACGAUGUCGUCGAACGCAAAGCUAAAGGAAGCUUUUGAACCGGAGGCAAAAUUUGGCGCAUUCUUCUCCGGCGGUCAUAUCGAAUGGCGCGACAAGCAUCUUUAUUGCCAAACCCAAACACAUAUCAACAAGGUCAAUGUAGAUACUGGCAUUGUAGCAACAGAACUUGCCAAAGAAUCAGAAGAACUAGAAGAUGAUCCUAUUCUCACAUUCACAACUAAUAUAGAGCAUACAAUAACAGCACACAAGAGUGGACUAUUUAAGUUAUGGAAUUCUUCAAAUGUUCUAGAAAAGCAGUGGAAGUGCAUCCAUAAAGGUCCAGUUGCAACACUCUGCUUACAAAAUAAUCUCCUGCUUAGUGGAGGAUCAGAUGGUGUUGUCAGAGUUUGGGACAUGGAACAUCAUGCAUGCAUUGCAGCAUUAAAAGAUGCUGUGGGUGUUAUAAAUGUUCUCACAAUGCAUAAUGAGCAAAUAUUUGCAUCAGGAGAUGAUGGAAACAUAGUUGCAUGGGAAAAAGAUGCAGUAAAACUAAUUUAUUCAGGACAUUUCAGCAAGGUGACUUGUAUUAUGUUCAGCAAUGAUGGCGAAUACUUUGUUAGCUCUGGACGAGAUAAAGUCUUGAUUCUGUGGCGAUUGAAUGACAGCCAUGCGGUACGCACCGUGCCGGUGUAUCAGUCCAUCGAGGGAAUUAUUAUGCUGCCGACAAAUACGGUAAUCCCGACGGGUAACACCAUCGAUCCGGAUGGAAUUGUGGUCGCAUGCGCUGGCGAAAAAGGCACGAUUUCAUUAUGGGAUAUGAAAACAUCCAAAGAAUUAUAUAAACAAACAAACUCGUUGAUAAGCCCUGCAAAAACCGAAGGUUCCUUAGCUGUUACACAUCUUCUCGUUGACAGCAAUGAUGCCAAGCGUACGGAACUGGCGUUGGUCUCCGUUGAGCACAACAUCAUCAUCCACCAUACGAAAUCAUUCGCAAUCCUUAAACAACUCAUCGGUUUUUCGGAUGAAAUACUGGAUAUUGCGUUCUGCGGCCAGAAGAAUGAAUAUACUGCAGUGGCGACGAAUAGCAAUGAUAUUAAAUUAUACUGCAGUGCUACUAUGAACUGCCAGCUGCUGGUAGGUCACACCGAUAUUGUAAUGGCUGUAAGCGUAGCACCGUUCAAUCCGCAUUUGUUAGCGUCCAGUAGCAAAGAUAACACUGUUAGGUUGUGGAGCAUCGGCGAUACAUCGAAAUGCAUUGCGUUGGGGAUGCGACAUAGUGCAACCGUAAGCGCGGUGUGUUUCUUUAAUUCGAGCUUUUUCCUCUUUACUGGCAGUCAGGAUAACUGUGUUAAAUUGUGGGAUUUGUCGGGUUUGCCUUGCGUAGACAAACGAUUUGAUAAAAUUUCUCAUAUCCAGGAUUUGAACGCAAGUUACACCGAAAUCGCGCACUCGAAAGAUAUAAACUCAUUGGCAGUGAGUCCGAAUGACAAAUUGUUGGCGUCCUGCUCGCAGGAUAAGACAAUCAAGCUGUGGACGGAGAAUUUAACACUCUUGGGUGUUUUAAAAGGGCAUAAACGUGGCGUAUGGUGUUGCCGAUUUUCACCAAUUGAUCAAGUCCUGGUAAGUUCAUCAGCUGACAGUACGAUUAAACUAUGGUCAAUCACCGAGUUGAAUUGUCUUAAAACUCUUGAAGGCCACGACGCUUCCGUGUUGCGCGUUGAGUUUAUAAGCCAGGGUCGGCAAUUAUUAAGCUGCGGGGCGGAUGGUUUGGUGAAACUCUUCGAUUUGAAGACAUCUGAAUGUGUUUUGACAUUGGAGGAGCACGACGGACGCAUUUGGUCGCUUUGCAUGUCCGAGGAUGAGUCGGCAUUCCUCACCGGUGGUUCCGAUUCGCUGCUUAUCAGAUGGAAAGAUGUCACCGAGGACAAGCGGUUGGAGAAAUUAAAACAGCUUGAGCAGGAGACAAUAGACGAGCAACAGCUGUCGAAUUAUUUGCAUCAGGAUCAACUGCUGAAAGCUUUCAAGCUUGCUUUGAAGCUGAACAAACCAUACACCGUGUUGAAGAUUACCCAGGGCGUGAUUAAGAAAGGGCAGAAUCUAGCAGAAACAGUGGGAGGAUUAAAUAAUUACGAGAAGGAGACACUGCUGAAGUGUGCGAGCGAUUGGAACACAAAUAGUAAGAAUUGUCAGGCAGCGCAGUUGGUGUUGAACAUCCUCAUGCUUCAGAUACAAGCUGGUUUGUUUAGACCUACGAAUCUAGCGGCGGUCAUCGAGGGCAAUUUGGGCUACACACAGCGGCAUUAUAAACGAUUGACACAACUGCAGCAGGAUCUGCAAUUUAUUGAUUAUACUCUCAUGUGCAUGCAACCAUUUAAGGCAUAAAGUUGACUUUAUUUUGCAUAGA
Dalotia coriaria is the source of this 2795-nucleotide messenger RNA. RefSeq names its product transducin beta-like protein 3. Gene Ontology annotation, biological process: endonucleolytic cleavage to generate mature 5'-end of SSU-rRNA from (SSU-rRNA, 5.8S rRNA, LSU-rRNA); endonucleolytic cleavage in 5'-ETS of tricistronic rRNA transcript (SSU-rRNA, 5.8S rRNA, LSU-rRNA). Lineage: Eukaryota; Metazoa; Arthropoda; Insecta; Coleoptera; Staphylinidae. The record is from RefSeq and is a predicted model, not a curated record. Gene Ontology annotation, cellular component: small-subunit processome; nucleolus; 90S preribosome. Gene Ontology annotation, molecular function: protein binding; U3 snoRNA binding. The coding region runs from base 416 to 2773 and encodes 785 amino acids. The transcript has 2 exons.